Drosophila willistoni is the source of this 1231-nucleotide messenger RNA. It is a transcript of the gene Vajk2, whose product is annotated as MAGE-like protein 2. Lineage: Eukaryota; Metazoa; Arthropoda; Insecta; Diptera; Drosophilidae. The transcript is spliced from 2 exons. The record is from RefSeq and is a predicted model, not a curated record. The coding region runs from base 9 to 869 and encodes 286 amino acids.
AGUGCAAAAUGAAAUCCAUGCUCAUUUUCGGUCUUUUGGCCAUGUGCGUGCUGGUGGCCAGUGCCAGUGAAGAGGCCGCACCUAAGAAGGCAGCCGAGCCCGUGGCAGAAGCCAGCGCAACAGCAGAGAAGAAGCAAGAGAAACGCGGCAUUGGUCAUGGUCUGGGUUAUGGCUAUGGUCCAUCGGCUGGUGGUGCCAUUUUGGGAUCAGGAAUCGGUGUUGGCAUUGGUCACGCUGUGGCUGCUCCCGCUGUCGCUCAUCUGCCCACUCAAGUGCACACCAACACUGUGAUCAAGACCGUCCAGGUGCCCUACCAGGUUGAGCGUCAUGUGCCUUAUCCAGUUGAGAAAACCGUUACAUACCCCGUUAAAGUGCCCGUGCCCCAGCCCUACCCAGUCGAGAAAAUCGUCCAUGUGCCCGUGAAGGAAAUCAUCAAGGUCCCUGUGGAGAUUCCUCAGCCUUACCCCGUCGAGAAAAUUGUUAAAGUGCCCGUCAAGAUCCCAGUCGAUCGUCCAUACCCUGUCCAUGUAGAGAAGCCAUACCCAGUUCCAGUGGUGAAACCCGUCCCUUACACCGUUGAGAAACGCGUCAUCCACAAGGUGCCCGUCCAGGUGGAUCAUCCCGUGCCAUACAAAGUCGCCGUUCCCGUGCCAGUUCAUGUUGAGAGCCACGUGAAACCCGCUGUGGCUGUUACCCACACCGUGGCCGCUGCUCCUGCUAUUUAUAGCCACGGAAUCUCUGGACAUGGCAUCUCCGGACACGGAAUUGAUAUUUCUGGACAUGGCAUCUCCGGACACGGUAUCUCAUAUGGUCCAGCCAUCUCUUCUUACGGUGUUUCUGGCCAUGGUGGCUACCUCCACAAAAAGUAGAUAAAUUUUCUUUUGCUUUGGGAGAAUUGAAAUCGGGUGAAGGUGAGCGAGCACAAGUCGAAAUUAUCCCGUUUCCCCCUCCCUAUAUUUUGCUCCCUCUCUUUGUCCUUCCCACCCCCAAAAAACAAAAAAAACAAAAAGAAAACCCAUCAACGACUUACAACUUUAGUUCUUAGUUUGUGAUACCAACCGCAAAAUUAUUGAAUAGGGAAAACGAUCGAAAGUCGGGAAAUUGCCCCCGCACGGAAAAGUCGUUAUCCCAUUUCAUGUGUACAGUUCGUUCCAGACAGAAAAUCAAAAACGAGUUUGCUCCUUCGACUUUUUCAUGUCAAAUUUCUUUUCUAUGAAAUGUUUUGUACAUA